Molecule: messenger RNA, 2315 nt
Organism: Lytechinus variegatus (green sea urchin)
Lineage: Eukaryota; Metazoa; Echinodermata; Echinoidea; Temnopleuroida; Toxopneustidae
Product: mitochondrial ribonuclease P catalytic subunit-like
Exons: 7
Coding region: 182-1987 (601 amino acids)
Biological process (GO): mitochondrial tRNA 5'-end processing; tRNA 5'-leader removal
Cellular component (GO): mitochondrion; mitochondrial ribonuclease P complex
Molecular function (GO): protein binding; ribonuclease P activity
Source: RefSeq, a predicted model, not a curated record
ACCAUCCGCUCAGGUUGAUUUGCUGAAAAAGCUAAGGCAGGAGACCACCCAAAAUUAAGCAUUUUAGAUAAACUUAGAACUGAUGUUCUUAUAUGGAGUGUGUCUGCCAAAAGCUCUACCAAGACUGGAUUUGUUGAUAUCUUGUAUUGUUUUACUUAGCUUCAACAAUUAAGAUACUCAUAUGCUGGUGCCAAAGAAUAUGGCUCUUUUUUUAUCAACAUGUAGCAUGAAGCAAGUGGUUCCUAGAGGCAAUCAACUAAAGUCAUUUGGCAUGAAGAUAUCAUUUGGAAGAAGAGCUGAAUCAUUCAGAUUUUGUGGUAGAACUUCAUUCUAUAUUUCACAAAUUAGUACUCUUCAAUCAAUCUUCACAAACCAUGAAAGAAAAUGUGAUUUCCUAUAUCCUUGUCACAUUAAAGGAAAUUCCAUCCCAUCUGCCAUUUUCAUGCAUCAGAGGACAUUGACACAUGAAAGUACUUUGAUGCAAGAUGAUAAGCAUAAAGAAGAAAGUGGGUCAAGGAGGAGAAGUAGAAAACUACUUGAUUUUUCUGAAGACCAAUGGUUCACAGUAGAACAGUGGAACCACAUGAAAAUCAAGUGGAUGGAAGAGCAGAAGCGACAGAAAAAGCACUACAUAGCAAGAAGCACUUUUGAAUAUGAACUGCGUGCCAUGGAAUCGAUUGCUACACAAGGGCUCUCGGUGUCUGCGAAGUCGCUUGUUGCCUUCAUCAAGGAUGAACCCUCUGCUUUGAAGUAUCAGUUGGUGAGUAAAUGUCUCUUCAUGUGUACAACGUGUCAGGAUCUUGAAGGAAUUCUCUGGUGUGUUGAUUGGUUAGAGGAGAACCAUAGGAUGAUGGAUAAGGGAACCAUAGCCAAUGCUGUAUCUGGUUUGUGUAUGACAGACCGAUGGAAGGAGAGCAGCAGGUUUCUUGCGAAGGCAGAUGACGCCGAUUGCGUGACAUCAAGAAUCCUAGAACCUUACCUGAUAGCUGCUUGUCAGCAUGGUGAUAAAAGUCUUGCCAAAUCUAUGCUUGAAGACCACUACAGAAGAGAUCUCAUACCAACAGAUGCCAGUGUUCUAGAGAUGCUCUCAUUCUUUACUAGCAGUGUUGACGACCAGUCUGUUCUUCAGGACAAUGUGGUUGUGGUGGUUGGACUCUUGAAUUAUCAGAGGGCAAAGAGGCACUUUCCUUCACACGAUGUUGCAAAGGAACUGGGUAACUGGUUCAAGAGCAAGCAACAUGAGACGUGGCGAGUUUCUUUCACCCAGAUCAGCCAUACAGGGGUUUGUAAGUCUUGCUCCAGUCAUCUUGAACCUCUGAAGAUAAGUGAGGAAGAGUUCAUCAAUCUUCGAGAAGAGAUCUUUAGCAAGGUAAUCAGAGGCAAGGAUAUAUUCAGGAAGACCACUCCAAAAGAACUUGAUGCAUUCAUGGAUUUUAUUGAUUCUGGACCCUCAUAUGACGUUGUCAUAGAUGGACUGAACGUCGCUAAACUCAAGAAGAGAAAGUCACCAGGAAAAGUGCUGAGACAAUUUGUGGAAUACCUUACCAAGAACUGUGGUUACCGCUGUCUUGUCCUUGGAAGACAUCACAUGUUGAAACAAAGAUCCCAGUAUGAGAAAAAUGACUUGGGUGUUAUACAAGACUUGGCUGACUGCUUCUUCACACAAAAUAUGUCAGAAGAUGACCCUUUCAUGUUGUAUGCCACCAUGCACAGUGGUACCAAGACAAAGUAUGUCAGUAGAGAUCUACUUCGUGACCACAAAGCCUUACUCAGUCCAGAAGCUCAUCUGUCUUUCAUUAAAUGGCAACGUAUGCAACAGCUCACUCCUGUGGACUUUAGAGAUGGACAGGCGAUCUUUAAGCAAAAUCUGGCUCAUGACACUGUGAUGCAAUCAACAGAAAGGAGUUAUCACAUCCCCUAUGAUGAUGGUCAUCCACGAUUUUCAUACGAGGUUCCUCUAACAUGGCUUUGUGCUGUUAAAGAAUAAAUGAUGCACACCUCAAAAACAUGCCAAUGGAUAAUCUACAGUCAGCGUCCAACUUUCUACUUGUUUCAUUGUGAACAAUUUGUGCUGGAUUUAUACCUACGAUUUGAUGAAAGGUUUUGGAUCUUUUUAAAACCAUAUGACUGCAUUUUGUAGCCUGCUGCUCGUGAUGUUGGUCUCUUGCAUUCAGAAACAUAUUUAUUUUUGCAUUACUAAGUUGAUUUCUCUGUCAGUUUCAUUAAUAUAUGCUGAUUCAACUUAUUGCUAUGUGUAAACUUUAUCGUUAUUUGCUGAUUAGAUAAAAUGCUAUAUGAUUUGAACUCAUAGUAAU